AUCAAUGUUCAAUAGUUCUUGAAUUGUGCUUGCAUUGAAGCGCUACAACGAUUCCGAUUUUUCUGCACGUGCUUUGCAGACGACAACAGUGGCAGUACGUUAUCUACAAGGCCUAGUUAUGUAUGAGGACAGUCAAAAAAGUGGUGAAGGUAGCCAGGAUAUGUUCGAGUCCCAGGAGUCUGCACAGCUGGCUCCAGUCAAUGACGGAUCUGGCUGUACUGCACCAUGCAGGGGCUGUGCAGAAAACACAAAGCUGCUACACACAAUUUUGCAAGAGCUGAGGGAACUCAAAGAAGGGUUAAAUGCCAGAAGUGAUGAUUAUAAGAAAUUCGUCAUGGAGAAUUCAGAUAUUGAGGCUCCCUUGCUGGAAUUCUUGAAGACUGCAUUUCCAGUCAAAGUUUUUUUAAACACUGCAGACUUAGAAUUGAAAGCUAAAGUGGUGUCCUUAGUGCACAGACUAGGAAUAAAGGCUGAUAUGCCAGUGAUCAUGCGAAGCGUAAACAAAUAUGCAGCAAGGAAGUUUGUUGACUUCCGAUCACAAACAAAAGUUAAGUUGCUGUCAGGGAAAAAGGACGCUGGAAAUCUGAGUGUUCAGGACCUGGGGAAAGAGUUGUUCCAGAGAUUCUCCCCAGUCCUGAACAAUCAGAUUGAACAGACUACACUUGUUUUGAGAGCCUUCUGCCAUGAACGAAAGCUAUUCAAGAAAAGGCGAAGUGAGGUUUCCACUUCAAUGGAUUUCUGGUCUGAAUUUAAGACAUUCAGAAGGAUGGUGGAGGAGGACCAGGAUCCAUUGAAGUGGGAAAGGCUGAUGGCCAGGGAAGAAAAGAGGAUUGAGAGAUAUCAAAAGCUCCUCUAGAUUAAAAGAAAGAAGAACAAAGAAUAUACAAUAUGCAGUGACCAGAAUAAAAUUUAAAUUACCCUGAUCAAAUGCCUUGAGAUUUGUUCAUGUUAAUCUAUAUUCAUGACUAAAUAAUUUGCAGAUUAUUAGAAUUCACAUCAAUUUUAUAUAUUAUUUAU
Messenger RNA from Ostrea edulis (European flat oyster), 1017 nucleotides. RefSeq lists its product as uncharacterized. The transcript is spliced from 8 exons. The record is from RefSeq and is a predicted model, not a curated record. Lineage: Eukaryota; Metazoa; Mollusca; Bivalvia; Ostreida; Ostreidae. Bases 119 to 856 code for a protein of 245 amino acids.